AAAAAGUUCACUUUUUCUUUUCUCUCAACACACGUAUUCGGCAGCGAUACACAACGUCUGCCUGUUACCUCCUACCACUGAGCGUUGUUGUUGUUUACUCUUGUCCGAUGGCGGCCAACGUUCGAAUGAUAAGACGCGCAUGUGUUCAGUCGACGCAACGGUUAUUGUUUCAUAUGCUAUAGUCAGUUGGUGUUUGUGACGAUUGAACGGGACACGUCCGAUCUGUCUAUACGUUUUGUGGGAUCCAUCUGAGGACUGGCCGGUGUGCUCUCAGGGCUGUACUACGGCAGGUCUGCUCCCUGUCAGUACAGUUUCCACUGUCGUCUGGAAAGACGAGGUCGAUAUUGUUCGUUUGGUCGCGUUUCUUUUGUGAGCAGCCGUUGGUGGUGACCAUUGUCUCAUUUACGUUAUCCAAUUCGACGGCGGUCCCGCGAUCAGUAACUGCGGUUGACGGUGUGGUAACAUUGCAGCGUCGUUGGCAACAUGCCGGUUGAAACCGACGACAACACCAUCAUCACGGUCUCGACGAUCGGUUUGGAGGCCGCUGAAAGCGGGCAGAACCAUGACAUGUUGGUCGACACCGACGACAAAACCAUCAUCACGGUCUCGACGAUCAGUUUGGAGGCCGCUGAAAGCGGACAGAACCAUGAUGACAUGUUGGUCGACACCGAUGACAACACCAUCAUCACGGUCUCGACGAUCGGUUUGGAGACCGCUGAAAGCGGACAGAACCAUGACGACAUGUUGGUCAACACCGAUGACAACACCAUCAUCACGGUAUCGACGAUCGGUUUGGAGGCCGCUGAAAGCGGACAGAACCAUGACGACAUGUUGGUCAACACCGCCGACGACACCAUCACCACGGUCGCAACGACCGGUUCGGAGGCCGCUGACAGCGGACAGAACCAUUGCGAGACUACUUCGGCGGUUAGUGUAUCAAUCAAAAUGGAUGGAAUAAUAAAAGAAUCUACUUGUGAUUCUAAAUCUGAACCAAGUACUCAAGUGAAUAAAAGUGUAAAAAAGCCAAAAACCGGAUUUGAUCGUGGACUUCAGCCUAAUAAGAUAAUUGAAGCAUCUCAAGUCAAUCGCAAAUUAAUGUUUUUAGUUGAAUGGAUAAAUGGCGAAACUGAUUUGUUAGAUUCAUCUUUAGUUUAUAAGAAAUGCCCUCAGAUGGCUGUUAAGUUUUUUAUGGAAAGACUGACUAGUCCUGAAAAUGGAAUUAAUAUAUGAUUUUAUAUUCUACUAACUGGAUCACCCAAAUUUCAUGGAACAGUUUCGGCGAGGACUAGUUUUAAACUUGUUUUUUAAUGGUAAAAUGUUUUGAUAAAAAUGUCACCAAUAAUAGAUAUUAAUGAAUUCAAUUAAGAUAAAAUAUUGCAUUAGGGUAUAACUUUUAAUUGUAUAUACAGUUGGAUUUGAAGAUAAAAGAACUAACAAUUAAACAAACAAUUUUGAGUUAUCUAUGAAUUUGAGUAUCCAAAAAAUAUAAAAUUUCAAAAUAUGUAUAUUAUUUAAGACUGUACAAUAU
Messenger RNA from Sipha flava (yellow sugarcane aphid), 1528 nucleotides. RefSeq lists its product as uncharacterized. Lineage: Eukaryota; Metazoa; Arthropoda; Insecta; Hemiptera; Aphididae. The coding region runs from base 484 to 1230 and encodes 248 amino acids. The record is from RefSeq and is a predicted model, not a curated record. The transcript has 2 exons. Gene Ontology annotation, cellular component: nucleus.